Messenger RNA from Colletotrichum higginsianum IMI 349063, 234 nucleotides. RefSeq lists its product as uncharacterized. Bases 1 to 234 code for a protein of 77 amino acids. The transcript has 2 exons. The record is from RefSeq and is a predicted model, not a curated record. Lineage: Eukaryota; Fungi; Ascomycota; Sordariomycetes; Glomerellales; Glomerellaceae.
AUGUCAUGGAAUUCCUCCCCAGAAGCGCGGCUGAUUCGGCAAGUCGCACACCAUACAGCCGACAAGGGAGACGUGACGAGCGUUGGGCGUUGCGAAUCGGGGUUUAAACCCAUUCUUGCUUCAUCCAACCCGAGUCCUAACGCGGCCGGACUGGUUGUGUUCUGGCACACUGACGCUUUCCAUCGAGUUGCUGAGCCACCUCUGCGGAUGCGCCGUGAGAAUGUCAUGAAAUAG